UUUGAAUGGAGCCUGAGGGGUGUAUAUCGCUGUCAAAACUCGCGGCAAAAUCCCAACCACUUCCUGAAUCAGUCACGUGGUACAGCCGGGCAGCGAGGCUUCGGACGUCAUCAUUUUCAGCUCCUCACCUAAAUGACGCAAGCCUUGAUGCGCGCAUCGCAGAAACGCCCCCUCCCCUACUCGGCACACGCUUCGAAGCCUCGAUACGGAACGUCACGUCACAUGACAUCACUAGUGGAGAUGGACCGGGGUUGAGGAGGUCCGUGGUCCGGAGAAGCGACAGAGGCGAGGAGGCUGAGACGAUGGGGGACAAGACUGGAACGGUAGGGCGACAAAAACGGGCUUUUGUGUGCUUGGAGUGAACCUGUAUGUGUCAUGGGUGGUCCACUUUAGUUCUGUCCCACCCAACUAUAAACUGAAGUGUUGGCGGGGGAAGGUUAUAUGCAGAAAGACGGACAAAGACAAAGUUUGCAACAAACACUGGGGACCAGAGGUUCAGACUAUCUACGCAGGAGGAAACAAACAAAGAAAAGGACAUAGAAGAUAGAGCAGGACACGCAAGACAAUCCUUAAGGUAAUGUAUAGCUUCUGCAGACACCCUUUUUUGACUGACAUGCGUGGAGUAUUUAGGAUAAUAACACAGACCUUUCAGCAGUAGGAUGGUGUCUGUCACUUGGGAAGGUGGCAUUUGUUACGAGGCUCUUACCAGAGUACAAGACCAUGCCCAAAUAAGGCCUGAGGGGAGGCCAUUUAAAGUUAGAGAUAACAUGUGCAUGGCCAUUUGCUACAGGACACCCAGGUCAGCAGGACUCUGAUUAGCAAGAAUGAUGGGAGACCCAAUUCAAUUAAAAGACGAGGGAAACAAAUACUUCCAGGCUGGAGAUAUUGAUAAGGCCACUGAGUGCUACACUAACGCCAUCAAAGUGUGCAAGGACAAAAAGGUGCUGGCUGUCAUUUACAGAAACAGAUCAGCAUGCUACCUAAAAAAGGAAAGCUAUGCCAAUGCAGCAUCUGAUGCAACUAAAGCAAUUGAUGCUGAUGCAGCAGACAUUAAAGCCUUGUACAGGCGCUGCCAAGCUCUGGAGAAGCUAGGAAAACUGGACAUGGCUUUUAAGGAUGUGCAAAGGUGUGCUACCCUCGAACCAAAAAACAAGACCUUCUUGGAGACUCUCCGCAGGCUGGGGUCAGAGAUCCAGGCCAAGCUCAAAACAACAUUCUCCACAGAUUCAAGAGUACAGAACAUGUUUGACAUUCUCCUCAAUGAAGAAAUAGAAAAGGACAAGAGGGAAAAAGCUGCUAACAACCUGAUUGUGCUGUCGAGAGAAGACGCUGGGGCAGAGAGAAUCUUCCAGAACAAUGGAGUGCCUCUGCUGCUCAACAUGAUAGAGACAGGAAAACCAGAGAUGAUGCUAGCUGCUGUUCGUACGUUGUCGGGAAUGUGCACAGGACACAAAGCACGGGCCAUGGCCAUUGUUCACAUGGUUGGUGUUGAUAAGAUGUGCAGCAUCAUGGCUAUUGACAAUGAGGAGAUUGCACUGGCAACCUGCAACCUCUUCCAGUGCAUCAACGACUCCCUCACUGGUGAAGAUACAAGGGAAUAUGGGAAAGAAGAGGCACUGGUUUUGGAUGCCUCUAAGGACCUGAAAACCAUUCUUCUCUCUCUGCUGGAGAUGGUUGCUAAUAAGAAGGUGUCUGGCCAUGGCAGAGACCAGGCGCUGAACCUCCUGACCAAAAAUGUACCUCGCAAAGACAAGAAAAGCAAUGACAACACCAGGUGUCUCUUCACUAUUGAUCAUGGUCUGAAGAAGAUCCUCAAGGUGUGUGGUCAGGUUCCUGAGCUGCCAGACCAGCUACCCUUGACAGACAACACACAGCUGAUUGCCAGCGUGCUCCUCAACAAGCUUUAUGAUGACCUCAAAUGUGACCCAGAGAGAAACAACUUCAGGGAUACUUGUAGCGAAUAUGUCAAAUCCAAAAUUGACCCCAACAACAUGGACAAGAACAUUCAUGCUAUCAACACAAUCUCAGGGCUGCUCCAAGGUCCAUUUGAUGUUGGAAACGCCGUGGUUGGACAGCAAGGCAUCAUGGAGAUGAUGGUAGCGCUGUGUGGCUCGGAACGUGAGGUGGACCAGAUGGUUGCAGUGGAGGCGCUCAUUCAUGCCUCCACAAAGAUGAGCCGUGCCACCUUCUUUGUCACCAAUGGGGUGUCACUGCUCAAGGACAUCUACAAGACCACCAAGAAUGAGAAGAUUAAGAUACGUGCACUGGUGGGUCUCUGUAAACUGGGUUCAGCUGGAGGUGAUGAUUAUGGCUUAAGGCAGUUUGCUGAGGGCUCCACAGAGAAGCUAGCCAAGCAGUGCAGAAAGUGGCUCUGUAAUCCUCAGAUUGAUGCCAAAACAAGAAAGUGGGCCAUCGAGGGUCUUGCUUAUCUAACUAAUGAUGCUGAUGUGAAAGAUGACUUUGUUGAGGAUGAACUUGCCCUGAAAGCCAUGUUUGAACUAGCCAAGUCUAAGGAUAAGACAAUCUUAUAUGCGGUAGCUUGCACCCUGGUUAACUGCACCAACAGCUAUGAUAAGAAAGAAAUCCUCCCUGAGCUGGUUCAGCUGGCCAAGUUCUCAAAGCAACAUGUGCCUGAGCAACACCCAAAGGACAAGAAGGAUUUCAUUGAGAAGAGAGUGAUGAGGCUGCUGAAGGCUGGAGUCACAUCAGCUCUUGCUGUCAUGGUUAAAGCAGACAGCUCUAUUCUGACUGACCAGACCAAGGAGAUGUUGGCAAGGGUUUUCUUUGCAUUGUCAGACAAUCCCAGAGAUCGUGGUACAAUUGUAGCCCAAGGUGGAGGAAAGGCUUUGAUACCACUUGCACUAGAAGGCACAGAUGCUGGGAAGGUGAAGGCCAGCCACGCCCUUGCCAAGAUAGCAGCUAUUUCUAACCCAGAACUUGCCUUCCCGGGUGAGAGGGUGUAUGAGGUGGUGCGGCCUUUAAUUAGCCUCCUUAACACAGAGAGAGAUGGACUACAGAACUAUGAAGCUCUGAGAGGCCUCACCAACUUUGCUGCUUACAGUGAAAAGCUAAGAGUAAAGAUUGUGAAAGAGAAGGCUCUGCCAGAGAUUGAGAACUACAUGUUUGAGGAGCAUGACCAGAUCAGACAGGCUGCAACCGAAUGCAUGUGCAACCUUGUGACAUGUAAAGAGGUCCAAGAUCGUUACCUGGAGGAUGGAAAUGAUAAGCUGAAGCUGCUGGUGCUGCUGUGUGGCGAGGAUGAUGAGACUCUUCAGAUGGCUGCAGCUGGAGCUCUGGCCAUGCUCACUGCCGCUCAGAAGAAGCUCUGCACCAAAAUGACCCGGGUGACCGUCCAGUGGCUUGAGAUCCUGCAGAGGUUAUGUCUCCAUACCAACCCGAGCAUCCAGCACCGUGGCAUUGUGAUUGUCUACAACAUGCUCAACUCAGAUGACAGCGAGCUGGCCAAGAAGCUGAUCGAGAGUGAGAUGUUGGAAAUUCUCUCCGUCAUUGGAAAGGCAGAAGACAAUCCUAAGAGGCAGGAGGCUAUCGAUGCUGCACGCAUGUGCCUGGUCAAAGCUAUGGAUCUUGGUCUCAUCAAACCGCUCACCAGCCCUUCAUAAAAUGCUGGAAACAAACCGAACAACAGCAAUGGACAUUCUUCUUUAUUUCAUCUGUUAAACAAACUUUUUUCCAAAUGCUUUUUCCAUGUCAAAGAUAUUAAAAGAUUCAUUACCUUGUCUUGAAA
This is a messenger RNA of Monopterus albus (swamp eel), 3745 nucleotides long. It is a transcript of the gene unc45b, whose product is annotated as unc-45 myosin chaperone B. Gene Ontology annotation, molecular function: Hsp90 protein binding. The record is from RefSeq and is a predicted model, not a curated record. Gene Ontology annotation, cellular component: cytoplasm. Lineage: Eukaryota; Metazoa; Chordata; Actinopteri; Synbranchiformes; Synbranchidae. The transcript has 21 exons. Bases 825 to 3620 code for a protein of 931 amino acids.